Molecule: messenger RNA, 1069 nt
Organism: Pterocles gutturalis (yellow-throated sandgrouse)
Lineage: Eukaryota; Metazoa; Chordata; Aves; Pterocliformes; Pteroclidae
Product: raftlin-like
Exons: 5
Source: RefSeq, a predicted model, not a curated record
AUGGGUUGUGGAUUGAACAAACUAGAGAAGAAUGAUGAAAAACGACCUGGUAAUAUCUAUUCGACUUUGAAGAGGCCCCAGGUAGAAACCAAGAUAGAUGUUUGCUAUGAAUAUCGAUUCCUGGACUUUACAACACUAAAUGAUACUGAGCUGCCAGGAUCGUCUGCAAUCAAGCUCUCCUCCUUGCGUGAUCUUCCAGCUCAGCUGCAAGAAUUGUACCAGGAGGGCUUUGUCUUGGCUGCUGUCCACCCUUUCGUGCAACCAACUGAUGAAAAAGAGAAAACUCCCCAAGAACAAAUCUUCAGGGCUGUGCUUAUCAAGAAAGCAGAAAGGUCUCCAAAAGGUGAUGUCCGUAGUGAAGGAUAUGUCUUGGAGGUAGAGUGCUGUUCCUCUUUAAACCAGCUUUCAGACAAAAAGGAGAUACCUGAUUUUAUUAAGAAAAUUCAAGAUGCUGCAAGUCAAGGCUUGAAAUUUGUUGGAAUUAUACCUCAGUACCAUUCCCAAAAGAACUGUCUUGUCAGCACCUCCCUGACACCCUCCAGUAACAACUCUGUGCAAUCAAGAGAUAAUAAAAAUGUUUCAAAUUACCCUGAGGAUCAUGCUUCAUUGGAUGGCGAGAAAAUAGAUGGCAUUAAUGGAUGCAGUACUCCAGCACUGAGUGAGGAAAGUGCUGACCAAUAUGGCACAUCCAGGGAGGGCUGGAGAGGUGAAGGACAGGCUGCUGAAGAGCUGAAUCUCAAGUCUGUGAAGCGAAACGAGGAACAGUUUCAACAUGCAAACCCAAGUGUAACAGAAGCAGCAGACAAGCCGAAUGGACUUGCAGAGAAUGAAACACCAGCACGAUGCUUAAAACCGCUUACUGGCAAAGCAGAGAUCUUCGCUCUCUUCAACAAGCCAAAAACCCCACAAAGAUGCAGCCAGUAUUAUACAGUGACUAUCCCUAUGAGGAUCACUAGGAAUGGGCAGACUGUCAACAGCUUAGAAGCAAAUUGGCUGGAGCACAUGACAGAUCACUUCAGGAAAGGCGGCUCAUUGGUAAACGCGAUCUUCAGCCUUGGAAUGGUAAAUG